Messenger RNA from Pelagomonas calceolata, 1508 nucleotides. The record is from the annotation of a GenBank genome assembly. Lineage: Eukaryota; Pelagophyceae; Pelagomonadales; Pelagomonadaceae.
GAUUAAUCCGCGGCAAAAACGCUUUGGCAUAGCGCGAGUAGGCCUUGUGAUUGCACAAAAAACUUGUUCCAAGUGCGCCAGCACUCUUCAGGACCAACGGUUGCACCAGACACUGUUUCUCCAGCUCUUCUUCUCCGCAUCGCGGAUUGCACUCGGCUGUGCUGCCAGGCCUCUCCUCAGUCGCUCGCGAGUGCCAGACCACAAAUGGCCGCCCACCUGCUCGCAAAUGACGACGACCAACUCUUAAUAGACAGCCACGACCUGAACACAACGCCGCUGCGCGGAAACGAACGAGACGGCGUCACGCACGCGCAAGGGACGUGGCCGCUCGACGCCCUGCCCUGCGGCUGGCGGCCCAUCGACAUCCAGGUGAGCGGCGCCGCGGCGGCCGUCGACAUGCCCCGGCCCAAAGGCAUUUUGUUGUCGUCGCGCGCGCCCGCGCGCGAGGCCUUCGCGCGCACCGUCUCUAUUCAGAACGGCGACGUGAGGAGAGCGGCGCUCGCGGCCCUGGGGUGCUGUGCCGCGUCGCCCGUGGACCGCCUCGCCUAUUUUCGGGAGAAGGCGGCUAUUGAUGAUGCGUCCCGUUCUGAAGAGGCCCUCGCCGUGCUAACGGAGCGCCUCGCGACUGGUAAUCCGCCGCGGUGCGUCGACCUGGGAGCUGGGACGCUCUCCUUGUUACCGGUGAUAGCGAAAGCCGUGAAAGCCGCCGGCUUCGCGACCUUCGAAUACCUGGCCGUCGAUAGGGACCGCGACGCCCUGGCCGAGGGUCUCGCCAAGCUCCAGAUCCAAAACACGCCGUGGCCCGCGGACGCGGACCCGCUCGCCUCUCGGAGUUUUGAAAGAUUGAGACACGGGAUCUGUGAUAUAGGAGGAGUGCGAUGUUCAAUAGCCGUGGUUUGUGGAGAUGCGCUCGACGCGGACGCCUUCGGCUCCUUUGAUUUAGUGUGUGGCAGCGCCUUCGCCGAUCUGGUAAGACCCGAGAUCCUCGCGGACGGGUUGAGGAGGAUAGGCAAGCCGCGCGGGACGGCCUAUCUGCCCAUCACUUUUUCAGGCAAGACGGAGCUGCAUCCACACGGCGCCGAGGAGCUGUUGCGGGCCUACGACGCCCAUCUGGUCGAGGACCAGAAGCAAUACACGGACGUCGAGAGGUUGAUCCAGAUCCUAGAAAGGAACGAGUGCAGUAUAUUAUCGCGGGCUUCGUCCGACUGGCGCGUGCCUCUAUCGCACGCGUUCGCACCUUAUCUAAUCGACUUUAUCGGAUGCGGGGCGGUGCCUCGCUUCUUCGGCGGCCCGAAAGCUGUUGACGCCGUGCGCUGGGCCCGGGAGCUGCGCGACCGAAGGACCGGGAUUUUAGUAGCGCGGAACGUUGAUCUUGUAAUAGCGUUGCCGGCCGACGAGCUCCAGUCGGCGACGCGCGCGACGCGGAGUCAUCGGAGGGGCGACUCGCUGACGCAGUUCCUGGGGCUUCCCGGUACAGACUAGGCCUCGUAAUUCAUACAGACAUUAAC